Messenger RNA from Entamoeba invadens IP1, 912 nucleotides. RefSeq lists its product as hypothetical. The record is from RefSeq and is a predicted model, not a curated record. The transcript is spliced from 2 exons. The coding region runs from base 1 to 912 and encodes 303 amino acids. Lineage: Eukaryota; Evosea; Mastigamoebida; Endamoebidae.
AUGUUUUUUAAAAUUCGAAAAUCGAUUUUUAAGAGUAAAUAUUCCCAUUUUCAAUUUCUAGAAAUUGCGAUUGAGAUGGGAAACACUAACGGCCGCCGUCAAUGUGAAGAGCUUGAAAGAGAAGCUUUGGGAUUGUCAGAGAACGACGAAAGUGAUUCGUCGCUUUCAAUAGAUAGAGAGCCAAAAACACCAACUUUUUGGAGGAAAAAAAGAUCAAAUUCGACGACUUUGUUCAACUCAAAAUGCUCGAAGAAAAGAAAAAAUUCACUUGACUGCAGAAUAACCAAUUCAGACUUUUUUAGCCAGACCAAAGGCGUUUUAAUCCCAUCACCAACAUCUUCAUGUUCUUUAGAAGAAAGUCCAAAAAAUAAACACAGUGAGUCUCCAAUCAGAAUUGACAAAGAACUCGACAACUCGUUCAAUUUCUUGGAACAAAUUGGAAACUGGACAAAUUCUAAAACGUUUAGUUUGAUCUAUUAUAAUAGACAAGAAGAGUUUUCAUCAAGAGAAUUAAACAACAAAAUAUGUGGGAAGUCCAAUUUGUGUUUUCUCAUCACUACAGAGUCUAAUAAGGUCUUUGGAUGUUACUGCGCUGACAUAGUUCCUUUACCCCAAUACAUCAACACCAAACUUACGAACCAAAAGACAUUCUUCUUGUUUUCGUUGUCACAUAUUUAUUCUACUCGACUAUUCCCAAAGACUCAAAAUUCAAUUAUUAUUCAUCCUAACAAUGAAAAGUCUUUUGUUUUCUCGGUGUUCUCUGCGUUUUGGAUAUUACAAGACCAAACAAUUCACUUUCACAAACAUCUCAAAUUACAUUACUCGAUACCCGAUGAAAUUUUUUCACCAUUUUCUUCAUUUAACUUUAAGUUGAAAAUUAAGAGCUUUGUGGUCUUGCAAUGUGAAGUGUAA